Molecule: messenger RNA, 477 nt
Organism: Pediculus humanus corporis (human body louse)
Lineage: Eukaryota; Metazoa; Arthropoda; Insecta; Psocodea; Pediculidae
Exons: 4
Coding region: 1-477 (158 amino acids)
Cellular component (GO): BORC complex
Source: RefSeq, a predicted model, not a curated record
AUGUCAACAGUAUAUGAUCCUGAUUUAGAAUCUAGGGUAAAAAAAGGAACUGAACGAAUUUCAGAAAAUAUGCAUAUUAUAGCUAAUGAGCCUUCCUUGGCAUUUUAUCGUUUACAAGAACAUGUUAGAAAAGCAAUGCCAGGAAUGGUUCAGAAAAGAGUAGAAGUUACAGCUCUUCAUCAAGAUUUGCAAGGUUGUUGUUAUGAUGUGGAAUAUGCUUUAAGUGCUGUUAAAAGUACAGGAAACACAGAAAAAAAUUUUGAAAAUAUUCAAUCAUUGUUAAAGAAAUCUGUUUUUUUAUGUCAGCAAUUAAAAUUUGAAGAAAACAAAAGAAACAAAAAAGAUUCUCAGUCUACCUUUAAAAGGCUAUCUGCCCAUAUUACAUUAGAUUUACCCGAUUUACCUGAUGCUUUAAGAGAAACAGCAAAUAAAGUUGAAUCGAUAAUGACUCAAGCCAGACAAUCUACCAGCUCGUAA